Acanthosepion pharaonis is the source of this 672-nucleotide messenger RNA. Lineage: Eukaryota; Metazoa; Mollusca; Cephalopoda; Sepiida; Sepiidae. The record is from the annotation of a GenBank genome assembly.
AUGGCCGAAUCGAGAAAACAGUAUAGGGGAAAUUGUAUUCCUUUCUCCUUUUCUUAUAUCUAUCUAUCUAUCUAUCUAUCUAUCUAUCUAUCUAUCUAUCUAUCUAAAGCAUAUUUCAAUCGCUUCCCACUUUCAUAUCUUUCUUUCUUCUAUCUUUUUUUUCUUUUCGUUCUGUUUUUCUCUUUCUUUUUCUUUCUUUUUUUCUGUCUUUCUAAAUUUCAUUCUAAAUUUCUUACUGCAUAUCUUUCGUUUCAUUUUCCUUCUUUAAUAUCUUUCGUCAUAUUCUUUCUUUUUAUGUUUGUUUCCUCUUUUUCUUUCUUUCUUUCUUUCUUUCUUUUCUUUUUCAUUCCCCUAUUUUUCCUUAUUUAUUUCUUUUCUUUCUUUCUUUCUAAAUUUAUUUUGUUCCAUUUUCCUCAUACCUUUUUUUAUGCUUAUUUUCUAUUUUCCUUUCUUUCUUUCUUUUUAUGUUUAUUUUCUCUUUUUCCUUCUUUCUUUUCUUUUUCGUUUCUCUACUUUUCUUUCUUUCUUUCGUUUCUUUUCUUUCUUUCUUUCUUUCUUUUCUUUCUUUCUUUCCUUCUAAAUUUAUUUUGUUCCAUUUUUCUUUUUUCAUACCUUUCUUUCUUUUUAUAUUUAUUUUCUCUUUUUUUUCUUUCUUUCUUUCUUUCUUUCUAA